Molecule: messenger RNA, 519 nt
Organism: Aspergillus oryzae RIB40
Lineage: Eukaryota; Fungi; Ascomycota; Eurotiomycetes; Eurotiales; Aspergillaceae
Exons: 3
Coding region: 1-519 (172 amino acids)
Source: RefSeq, a predicted model, not a curated record
AUGGUAUUAUCCACCAUUACGGGCGCUGUUUUAUUCUUCUUUGCUAUCUUCCAGUGUUCACCCAUUUCGUUCUAUUGGGACAAAGAGGGAGUUCAAGGUAUAUGUCGCACCGAUACUGAGGUCAAGAUCAUGUACUUCUAUAGUGUGAUCGACGUCAUUUUCGACAUUGCGAUUGGCAUUUUGCCUGCAAUCUUUAUACACAAACUCAAGCUGGAUCGCCGCACCAAGCUCGGCAUUGCUGGUCUUCUUGGACUUGGCUGCAUUGCAUGUGCAGCCGUCAUCGCGCGAAUCCCCUUUCUACAUCUGAUGACGGAGGAAAGCUUUCUGUACGAAACAACCAUGGUCGCGGUAUGUUCCGAUGUGGAAACCGGCCUAGGCAUCAUAGCAGGAUGUUUUAUAGUCAUACGACGAGGCUUCUCCUUCAACAAAUCCAACGAAAAGGAUAUUCCAAAAGGCUAUGUGACCCCUCAGUUCGUCUCUCAAACAUCUGACAGCACGCUGAGAGUCGAGUAUGUCUGA